CGCCACUGUGCGCCUGAUUAUUUUUACGCCGUCGAGUCUGGCGGUGAAAUCCAGGUCAUCUCCGCCGGAUCAGCAGCCAACACGGCUCAGGCUUCUGCUCUCCGCGGACUCAUAGUGCCAUUUCCUGAUUCCACUUUGCAGAGUGAGCUUGCGGUCUGAAGGAUGAGGUGGGGCGCAUUGAUUAGCAUGCUGCUACGCUGAGAAGAGUUUAUCCACCCAGGACGAGCGGCAGCAACUACACGUUCCCUUCCUGAAUCAGCUAUCAGACACCUGCUCUGAAUCAAGUACCUGUCUGGAUCUUUCCCUCGGUCGCUCACACACAGCUAUGGCUGGCUGGCUCUGGCUGGGAGGGUAAUCGGUGCGCUGGUUGCCCUGGCAACCCCACCCUGAUUCCUGCUGAAUAGAGCCCUAGUCUGUCACUGAAGACUUUUUAGCCCCCCUCCACCUUUCUUCUGAGUUUACUUGCCCUUUCGUGGAGGUAGAGGGCAGCGGCCGGAGCAGGAGCCAUGGACUUAUGAGGUGAGAAUGGCAGCACGGCGGCUGUUCGGCCCCCAGGAGCCCUCAGGCAAUCGGAGCCAAUAACGUGGGUCCACGCACACACAUACGGGCCGAGCGGCAGGAGCAGUAUGCAGGAGGCUGACCUACCGGCCACCAAUGCUUUCACAGAGUGCAGAUUCCUGUGCACUAACGGCAGAUGUCUGAACCUGGGCUCGCAGGUCUGUGAUCAGCUCAACCACUGUGGAGACAACAGUGAUGAGGAGCACUGCCCCAUCUCCACCCAGCAUCCUGCAUCUGCCAUCUUCAGCUCUGAACUGGAGUUUGUGCAGAUCGUGAUCAUAAUCGUCGUGAUGACUGUGAUGGUCGUGGUGGUCGUGUGCCUGCUCAACCACUACAAACUCACCACGUGGUCGUUCCUGAGCCGGGCUAGUCAGGCACAGAGUCAGGAUCUCUCUCUGCAGCCGGAGGGUUCUCUGUGGCCAUCAGAUAAUGGGCUGAGACAAGGAGCAUCUGAGGUGGUGUAUGCUCCUCAGCCAAGGGACCGUUUCACCGCUCCCACUUUCAUGCAGCACAACCGCUUCAGACGUUUCCAGCCUACCUACCCGUACCUGCAGCACGAGAUCGAUCUGCCGCCCACCAUCUCGCUGUCAGACGGAGAGGAGCCGCCGCCGUACCAGGGCCCCUGCACGUUGCAGCUGAGAGACCCCGAACAGCAGCUGGAGCUCAACCGAGAGUCGGUACGCGCCCCGCCUAACCGGACCAUCUUCGACAGCGACCUCAUUGACAUGCACAGUUCAGGUGGUGGCGGCGGGCCGCGGCCUCCCAGCAGCAACUCUGGGAUCAGCGCGGCAAGCUCCAGUACCCACGGACGCAUGGAGGGCCCUCCGCCCGCUUACAGUCAAGUAAUCGGGCAGCAGUCGGGCAUCGUACUUUACCUCCACCAGCACAGCAAUAACCCGCCCAUCCCCGUCACUGUGCAGACUCCGCCCAGGGGCCGGACAGAUUCAAACAGCCCAGAGAGCACAAUAGCACUGAGCAAAGACAGACAGAGGGAGGAGCUAGUGUGAGGGGGCGGGGCUAGCACACAAUUGGGCGAUAGCGAUCACUCUCCACCUAUAAAGGGAACGGGUUCUCCCUCUUGACACUCCCGUGCACAACAGCGCUUAAUGCGUCUUCGCGACUAAAGCGAAGCCGUGUUUGUUUUUUAACAAAAAAAAAACAAUUUGGAGCUGAGCUUGCGAAAGAAAACAUUUCGUUUGUUUUCUGUCAGACCAGCUGCGCUAAAACUGGGGUUUAUGCACUGCCUGGAGUCUCCCACCUUUAUUGCUCUGUAUUACUUCUGUAUAGCCGACAAAUUUAGAGAAAGUUAUUCGCGCACAAGACAGGCUUUUUGUUGUUGUUGUUCUUGUUGGUUUCAUCGUUGUAUUUCUCCUGAAUGCCCCCCUCCUACCCAACCCACACGUGAUAUACUAGCUGUGUGGAUAGAAAAUGUUUUUCUUUCUUUUUAAUUUUAAUUUAAAGACCGAGAUCUGUGCAGCAUGAACAAAACAAAUGCGAAAAAGGGUGAAAAUCCAAAUCCUAGUGCCAAGGUUUAUGCGGAAGGUGUCAUGGGGCGUCGACUGUCUUAAAGACUUGUUAUACAUUUAAAUCAAAACCCUUUUCUGAACUUUGCACUAUUGUUGAGGUUAAUCAGAGAAAUUUGGGAAUGGGGUAGCGGGGAGGGCGGGUGAUAUAUGUGUUUACUGUUUGUACUGUCGUUUUCGUGUCGUUCCGAUCAUACGCUUCAGUGCGAGCUUUCCACCGGAGGGAAGUGAUCUUGUCUGUCUUCAGCACAAGAAAAAUCUCUGAUCCAGCCUAAAAUAACCUUGAUCUAAAAGAGGCACAGAAUACAGAGAGUCUGCUCUACUGUCAUCUAUCCUCACCGCUGACACGUUCAGCCGCUUUCACACACUCCAGCUGAUCUGAGGUCAGUUGGCUGGUGGCACGGUUGACUUUUGGCUAAAAAAAAAAAACUCACUUCACUAAGAGAUCCGAACAGGUUUGACAUGUAAAGAGAUUCUUGCUUUUUCUACAGAGUUCUCCAACCUUACUCUCAUCAUCUUUUUUUUAUCAUUAUUGUUAGUAUUAUAAAUUAAUUUUAAAAUGUAAUUAUUUAUAAUAUAAGACUUGCAUGGCUUAAUACAACAUAAACAAUGUCUUUCACUGAAAUACGUAGUAGAAAACCCAUAAAAGAUUUACAUUAUUAUUAGGGCUGCCCUCGACUAAAGAUUUUUCUGGUUGAAUACCUUUAGUCGUACGUUUAUUAAUAAACUGUAUAAAUCAUAAUAAUGAGCCUUAAUGAAAUAAUAAUGAAUAAUGAAAAUUAUGAAUGUGUCCGGAAAAAACAGCAAGGAGACUGCAUUAACUUUUUAAUAAUUUAUUGAUAAACUAGCGCUUUCUUUGUUUUCAUUUUAAGAGAUGAAAUCGACGACACUGACUCGACAUCUCCACAGUAGUGGAUGCACGUUUCAUACAGAUUACACAUCUGACAAUGUUUUCUAUUUGAAUUGGUUCAUCUGAAAGUAGACACUUCACUCUCUAUAGAUAUAUUUUUCAUGUCUGUAAGGCAAGUAUACGCAGAGUUUCGAACUUUCACAAUUAAGUAGAAAGUGCAUCGUUUGCUUUCAUUAUUUUACAAAAGUGCAACGUUUCGUUGUUAUUACGAAUACACACAAAUCUUUACAGUCUUUACAGAUUUGAAAAAUGUAUUACUUUCAUUUAUAUGACCAAAAAUGAAGUAUUUUAAGAGCAGGUGACCGCACUGGCGCCUCCAUCUGUCAUGCAGUGAGUGCGCUACAGACACUUGAAUAGCACACAUUUUUCUAGGUUAACAUUAGAUUGAGCGGCCAUGUAAAGUUGCUGCUACUACAUCUUUCAGAUGAAAAGCCAUAUUUGAGGUCGAUGAAUGAUAGUUGAGCGUCUGGAUGUCCUGCCCGAUGUAUAUUACCACAUAGACCAGCCACUUCCCGCUGAAUUUUUUUUUUUUUUUUUUCCUACGGAUAAGCUAUUAAUAAAAUUUUGAUCUACCAAGCCUCUUCUUGUCGGCUAAUGGUUAGUCGACUAUUGGGUCGACUAGUUAUUAUACAUAUUUUGGACUGUGGGGGGUGCCAUUAUUUCGACGACGUGAAAUGGUUGCACUCAUUGAGCUACUGGCGCUACAUGUUGCUAUUUUUACCACAACACAACUCAGAAAUUAAAAUACUGAUACAACGCCGCAUUGUGCGGCUUUUGGUUGUAAUGUUCAGUUGAAGGGCAACAAGAGAAGCGAUGUAAGUCUUCACUGCUUUUCCUAGCGAUAAGAAGAGGAGAAAAGAAAGGGAAUUUGCCUGUGGACGAAUAAAACUUCCUAAAAAAACAGCUUUUUUGUUCUCUUUACUUCAGCCCUGAUGCCUUUGAGGCUGUUAGUAGACCACAGCUAGUGAAGGAGCUUACAAAUGGCAGAGACAAGAAAUGCUAGAUGCCAUCCUGGCAGGAUGUAAACAUGCCGACGCUUGUCAUGACACUGCAGCCACUUGGAGGAGUUUCUCAGCAUGGAUUUCAGUCAAUAUCCAGGACUCUUACACUCCUUGUGAGGGAAAAAAAAAUCAGGUACACCAUUUGGUUUAAGCCUACGUUUAAAUAUCCAUCGCAACCUGUAAGCUCUUCCAGUAGCUGUGAUAUUUCAUUUUAGGAGUUGUGUUCCGGUUAAAAAUAGCAACA
This is a messenger RNA of Labeo rohita (rohu), 4236 nucleotides long. It is a transcript of the gene ldlrad4b, whose product is annotated as low density lipoprotein receptor class A domain containing 4b. NCBI's taxonomy places the organism in Eukaryota, Metazoa, Chordata, Actinopteri, Cypriniformes, Cyprinidae. Gene Ontology annotation, biological process: negative regulation of transforming growth factor beta receptor signaling pathway. Gene Ontology annotation, cellular component: early endosome membrane; Golgi membrane. The transcript has 6 exons. Bases 627 to 1565 code for a protein of 312 amino acids. Gene Ontology annotation, molecular function: R-SMAD binding. The record is from RefSeq and is a predicted model, not a curated record.